AGGAGGAGGGAGGGGACGGGAGCCCUAGAGUCCCGGGCCCAGCGUCGUGAAGACGUCCACAAAGUUUCCUUGUCCUCCACGGACGCGCGAGCGCGGGCCAAGGUCCCUGGUGAUCCCGUGUCUGCCCCAGCCGAGCGGCCGCAUCGCUCUGCGGAGCCACGGAUAUUGAGUGUUACUGAGCUGAACAGCUGGGAAGAUCCAUCCACAUCAUGAACCGUGCUUUCAGCAGGAAGAAAGACAAAACAUGGAUGCAUACGCCUGAAGCAUUAUCAAAACAUUACAUUCCCUAUAAUGCAAAGUUUCUUGGCAGUACCGAAGUGGAGCAGCCGAAGGGAACAGAAGUUGUGAGAGAUGCUGUGAGGAAGCUGAAGUUUGCAAGACACAUCAAGAAAUCUGAAGGCCAGAAGAUUCCUAAAGUUGAGUUGCAAAUAUCAAUAUAUGGAGUAAAGAUCCUCGAACCCAAAAGCAAGGAAGUUCAACACAACUGCCAGCUUCAUAGAAUAUCAUUUUGCGCAGAUGAUAAAACUGACAAGAGGAUAUUCACUUUCAUAUGCAAAGAUUCCGAGUCAAAUAAACAUUUGUGUUAUGUAUUUGACAGCGAAAAGUGUGCUGAAGAAAUAACAUUAACAAUUGGCCAAGCAUUUGACCUGGCAUACAGGAAAUUUCUAGAAUCUGGAGGUAAAGAUGUGGAAACAAGAAAACAGAUUGCCGGAAUGCAGAAAAGAAGCAGCAGAGGCAGCAGAUGCUGGAUCCAAGAUUUAGAAACAGAAAAUAUGGAACUUAAAAAUAAGGUACAAGAUUUAGAAAACCGGUUGAGAAUAACUCAAGUGUCAUCCUCUCCAGCCAGCAAUAUGACAGUGAAGUCUCCUUCCACUGACAUCUUUGAUAUGGUACCAUUUUCCCCAAUAUCACAGCAGUCUCCAACCCCUGCUCGCAAUGGCACACAGCUCCCACCAGUACCCAGCAGAUCUACUGAGAUCAAACGGGACCUUUUUGGAGCUGAACCUUUUGACCCAUUUAACUGUGGAGCAGGGGACUUCCCUCCAGAUAUUCAGUCCAAAUUAGAUGAGAUGCAGGAGGGGUUCAAAAUGGGACUAACCCUUGAAGGCACGGUAUUUUGUCUCGACCCGUUAGACAGCAGGUGCUGACAUCAAGAAUGAGUGAUCCAGACUUAACACUUAAUUUGUUUAUAUACCUAUGUAUAUCAUUCAUUAGUUUAAGACAGUUAUCAUACUGUGCCAAUAUAUUUUUAAAUAUCUAAAUGUUUUUAAAUCUGUUGAAGUAAAAAUCUCCUUACUUUCACUCUUGAUUUAUUACUUACUUUAGGCAGAACUUAGUGUAAUGUAUAUUGGACUUUUAUGUUCUCUUUUGUGUUAUGACUGAAUUUUAUUGAAAGACAAUUUUUUUCUAAAUAUCUGACUUGUCUGUGUUCUAAAUAAUCAUCAAUUGAAAUUUAUGUUCAUUCUCCAGUCCAUUAGUUCAUUACCCUUGUCCCAAAGCCAUACUUUGAUAUCUUUCAAAUUUCUGAAAAGAGAGACAAAUGUCAAACUAUACAUAUUCUAUUUUGAUACCAGUAAACAGCCUACCAGUCAUUAGAGAGAUGUCAUUUUGUGUAUAAAAUGUUCAUCUCAUCAUGAAAAUCUAAAAUUUGGCUAUUAUGCUACCACCUUAUGAAAUUCUACCUGAUAAAGUAAGAAUAUAAGUUCCAAUAGUAAUUAUAUAAAAUAUAUUUAGAAUAUGAAUAAAUAUGAAAUAAUAACAUCAGUCUUUUAAAUUAUAUUCUAAAAAAUGUUCAAUUUGUCUCUAAAGUAACAGUUGUGGGGGGAAAUGCCUUCCCUGAAAAAUUUAAAAUUUUAUUUCUAAUGUGUUGUCAUAUUAGUAUCACAUUGGGCCAACAUCUGAUCUGAUACAUUAAGAAAUGAAAUGUAUGCUUGCAAUAGAUGUAAUGCCUACUGUCUAUUCUUAUUUUACCAAUAUUUUUCAGAUAUUCUGUGAUAUGUUAUUUCUCUUACCAACAUUACAACUUCCAUUAGUUUUGAUACUUUGAAAUUUCUGAGAGGUGUUCUAUUUAAAUUUAAGAAUAUUUAACAAUUUAAAUUUUAAUUUGCUGUGUUAAAGUCAGAAUAUACUUUUCACAGAAAUUUCUCUUCAGUUUCUAAUGAGGUUUAAUAAGGAUCAGGGUAAACAAUUAGGCCGAACAGAUGUUUAUUUCAGGGAGAGAUAACUUACAACCUAGACAGAUGAACACCAGCAGGUUCCACAGGAUGCUCUCUUCUCAGCAUCCCCCAGCAAGAGAGCAAUCCCUGGCUCCUUUUCGGACCUAAUUCCACUGGUCACUUCCGCCCCUGGCUCCACCCCCAAUGGGCGUGGUCAGUGCCACAGAAGGAGACAAAGUGAAUAUCCCACUACAAGUUUCAUUUUGAAUAUGAGCAAUAAAAUUCUCUAGUACUCAUUCUGUUAUGUUGUUGAACCCUGACCCUUGAAAACAUAUGCUUCCAAUAUAUUUGCCCAUGUUGUAAAAUACUAACGGUAGUAGUGCAUAUUAAAAUGGUCAAAUUUCUAACGUGAUUUAUCACAAUAUAAGAAAAUAAAGUAAGAAAAUUCUGGGCUUAUCUAUGGGAAAUUUGUCAACACUAGAUUUUUACUUAUGGAGUUUUAUGCAGCUGUUAAGAGUACGUUUUCAUUAGGAACAGAAAUCAAAUAUACUCAUUAUAUUUGUACUAUCAUGUUUUGUGGUAUAGCUGUGCCUUUCUGUUUACAUUCUGUUAUACUUGCUAAGUUAAACCUUAAUUAGUGGGUAAUAUGUGUUCCAUCAGGAAGUCCUUACUGUUCUAUUUGUCAGAUAGUAUUUUGGAAUUUGUAUAAUGAGGAUGUUUAGAAGCCAUCUAAUUGGCUUUUUUUUUAAACAGAUAGAGUUUGUAUUUUUAUUGUACUUUAAAAAGCUUUAUGUACUGGGUAUAUAUUUAGAAAACAUUUAUUAUCAAUUGUAACACAAUAGAGUACUAAAAUGAUAUUUGCACAUUUAAGAUAUGUUACUUACCAAGUUUUAAUGGUGAUUGGUUCUGCUACUGGCAUGAUCAAAUAGUACAUAAUUGGUCAUUAAUAUGAACAUUUACUUCACCAGUGAAUUUUUAUGAAGACAUGAUUGGAAAUUGUAUUUCUAUGUAAACUCAAUGAUAUGUUUGAUUUUACUGAGAAUAAAAGAUUUUAAAUAAAUUAAA
Molecule: messenger RNA, 3221 nt
Organism: Phodopus roborovskii (desert hamster)
Lineage: Eukaryota; Metazoa; Chordata; Mammalia; Rodentia; Cricetidae
Gene: Gulp1
Product: GULP PTB domain containing engulfment adaptor 1
Exons: 12
Coding region: 210-1148 (312 amino acids)
Source: RefSeq, a predicted model, not a curated record